Molecule: messenger RNA, 1641 nt
Organism: Closterium sp. Naga37s-1
Lineage: Eukaryota; Viridiplantae; Streptophyta; Zygnematophyceae; Desmidiales; Closteriaceae
Source: the annotation of a GenBank genome assembly
AUGGUCAAAUGGCACGGCUUCGCUUGCGCUGCCGCCGCCGCCAUCGGCCACAGCGGCAUCGACGCGACGCGCAAGUACGCGUCGCAGACGCUCUCCUCUGCCGAGCUCGUGACGCUCGUCGGCAUUCUCGAUGCGCUCUUCCUCUCCUCCUUCAUCCUCGCGUUCCGCCUCGUCACCGACCUGCGCUUCGUGACCCCUGCCACGUCAGGAGGGCGAACGAUCACAAGGGGAGACGGGGCAAGAGGGGAAGCAGGGGAGGUGGUGGGUGAAGGGGAGCAGGGAGGAGGGGAGGGCAAGGGGGGGAAGAGAGAGAGCGUGAGACAACAGCAGGAGGCGACAGCACAGCAAGGAGCAGCGCCGUCGUCAGCAGGAGGGGUGUGGCGAACGAGAAGUGGGAGGCGGAGAGGGGGGUGGAUGGGGGCUUGGUUGCUGGUGCUGCUGCAGCAGGUGUGGGGGGCGGUGGUGGGAGGGAAGGAGGAGCGGGAUGUGGAGGCGGGGAGGAGGGGGUGGGUGAAGGUGCUUGUGUCGAGGACGACUCGUGUGCGCCUGCUGCUGGGCGCAGUGCUCGCCCCGUUGGGAAAGAGGGCCGGCGUCGUCUGGCAGUAUCUGCACGGUCCGCUGAAGCGGUUACGAGUGGUGGUAACCGCAUGGGCAAGGGCACCAAUGCGAGUGGCAGCACGAGUGGUGCGGGUGCCGUGGGUGGUGGUGAAGGGGGCGCUGAGGUGGGUGGGCGCACAGAAGCGCCACGAGGGGCCGAUGCUCAUGAUGGGGUGCGCCGUGCUGCUCAGCUUCACCAACGGGUAUGGCCCCCACCGCCCCCCUGCUCCCUGCUCCCUCAGUUGCUCACCCACCAUUCAUUCCGCUCACCAUUCACACGCGUUCUUGUCCUCUGGCGCUUCAAUCUCCCUCCCCCCGCUGCUGCUUCCCCUUGCUGCCCCCUCCUUGCCCGCACCCACCUUGUUGCCCCUCGCCCCUGCCCCCACUGCUUCUCCCCGCAGGUGUGACAAGCUGGGGGUGCACCAGUCGCCGUCAGUGGUGGUGUUUGCGGGCCUGCAGCGCCUCUUCAUGGCCGUGCCACCCGUGCUCUACCUCGCCGCCACCAGGUGUGCUACAGCUGCCCCCAGGUGUGCUACAGCUGCCCCCAGGUGUGCUACAGCUGCCCCCAGGUGUGCUACAGCUGCCCCCAGGUGUGCUACAGCUGCCCCCAGGUGUGCUACAGCUGCCACCAAAUGUGCUAAAACUGCAGCUGCGUCUGCCUCUUGCCGCCACCACGUGCACUUUCAACCUCACCAAGCGAGACUUGCUGCUUGCAUUGCACCACAUGCAACUUGCCCUCCCCUUUUUUCUCACCUCCCCUCAUCCCCCCUCCUUCCCCCUUCCCCCAGACCAUCCGCGUUUCCCCUACUCCUAAAGCACUUCCCGCUGCUGGCGGGCAUAUCAGCGUGUGAGAUCACGGCUAUUGUCUUCUAUCUGCAAAGCCUGCACUGGCUCCUCGUCUCCUACUCCGUUGCUGCGAAGCGCAGCAACAUUCUCAUCUCCAUGUUUGUCGGCUACUUCCUAUUCAAGGAGAACAUAUGGAAGAGACUACCAUACGUGCUGCUCAUGAUCGCUGGAAUGGCACUCAUUAUCUUUGCCGCAUGA